AUUUUGUCCCAGGAAUCAAUCAAAUGGAUCCAGAAGACCCAAGAUUCCACGCUGCGGACAGCAUUGAAUGCUCUCUCCUGAUUCGCCAAUGCUGUCAGCCAAGGUCGCAUCGUUGGAACCAACCGCAAGCCCCAAGACCACGCUAACACUCAUCGAGCCUAGCUUUAGACACAAGCUCAGAGAGUAAAAUGACUGGUUGGGGGCAGUUUAAACCAGUCGCAGGAUAGCAUAACAUAACACUCAUUGGUUGUUAUUAGGGUGGGGGGAAGGGGGGGGAGGGGAAGGAAGGGGGAAGGGCAUUUAAACUGCAAGCACGCUAUCUGCAACUUUGGGCGAAGAAAGCGCCUGUCAACACUUGCCUUCUCGUCCUGUUCCUUCUUCGCCUCCUUCCUCCCCCCCCCUUGUUUGUCAGUCAAGUCUCUCUCCUUUUUCUCUCAUUUGUCGUCUCUCUUCUCUCUCUCUUUUUUGUUCUCUUUUUUCUUGUUUCUCUCCCCCCCUUCUCUGUUCUCUCUCCUCCUUUCUCUCUCCUCCUCUCCCUUUCUUUCCUCCUCCUCCUCCUCCUCCUCCCCCACGGCGAUCGCUUCACCACCAGCCCUUAACUUUUCUUGACACUCUUUAAACACAAAAGGUCUUAGAUUCGUGUAAUCUAUCUCCUUUUUUAUUUAUUUAUUUUAUAUAUAUAUAUAAUUUUUUUACAACCCUAUUUAUUAUUUAUUUCUUUUACGGAUUCGGUACGUACUAUACUAUCCUCCUAUCGGGUCAACUCUUUCGAAUCCCCACCAACUUCCGUCAGUCAGUCACCAUGCGAUCCAUCAUCUACCUCGCAGUCACCGCCUUUGCUGCCGUUGUGGCCGCCCAGAGCAAUGGUAAUCCUUUCAACGUCCCUAGUGACGGCUACCAAUUCGUCGCUGGCAAGCCGACCACGGUCACCUGGGACCCUACCAACUCCGGCACCGUCUCCCUGAGGCUCCAGAUGGGCGCCAAUGUCACUCCCCAAGAUGGUAUUCCCCUUGGCGAAAACCUCCCCAACUCAGGCAGCUUCGAAUUCACCCCCCCCGCCGACAUCCCCACCGCCUCUACCUACUACCUCCAAAUCAUGGACGAUGAUCAUCCCGAAAACACCAACUACAGCCCCAUGUUCUCCAUCGGCGGAACCACCGGCACUGGCACUGCCCUGACCCCAAUCAGCACAACUGCCACUGAAAUCCGCACCACAGACACCUCCGACUCCUCCAGCGCCACGACCACCACCGCCACGACGGACUCGGCCAGCACCACCAUGACCACCUCCGCCUCCACCACCACCAGCAGCUCCAGCAGCUCAUCCGCCUCCUCCUCAUCCACCCCGUCGCCGACCGGCGAUGCCACCAACGCCCCAGACCCGAACAGCGCCAUGUCCAUCGCCCGCCCUGGCUUUAUGCUCUCUGCUGUCCUGGCGCUGAUGUCUUUCCUGUAAACUAUCUUUCUUUUCUUUCCUUUUUCUUUCUUAAUAGUUACAAACCCUUUUAUUUAUUAAAAUUUAAAUUCAACUAUUCCCCCCCCCCCCCCCAUAUUCCCAUAUCAUUUGACGGAGUGGGUGAGAGGCGAGGGGUUUUCCACCGUCUCAAUCCACUUUCCAAAUGCCAUUACAAUUCCUUCGAUUCAAUUCCAUAUUCCAUGGCGGUUCUCCUUUUUUUCUCAGCAUGAACGCAUCUGUGACUUUUGAAAGUGUUGUGUCUAUUACAUUAAUCAUCCAGUAUUCUUGUUUCGUCAGUAGUCCUCUCAAUAAUAUUUUCAUUCGCCUUCUGCAUCGCUGCUUGCAUUUUCAAUUGUGAAGUGUUUAUAUAAAUUUAAAAAUCUUU
Molecule: messenger RNA, 1841 nt
Organism: Blastomyces dermatitidis ER-3
Lineage: Eukaryota; Fungi; Ascomycota; Eurotiomycetes; Onygenales; Ajellomycetaceae
Exons: 2
Coding region: 803-1456 (217 amino acids)
Source: RefSeq, a predicted model, not a curated record